This is a messenger RNA of Juglans regia (Persian walnut), 3186 nucleotides long. Its product is annotated as protein SMAX1-LIKE 3-like. The coding region runs from base 409 to 2982 and encodes 857 amino acids. The record is from RefSeq and is a predicted model, not a curated record. The transcript is spliced from 3 exons. NCBI's taxonomy places the organism in Eukaryota, Viridiplantae, Streptophyta, Magnoliopsida, Fagales, Juglandaceae.
CAAGAAAAGCACAGCCCACCUCCCAUAAAUUUCAAACCUUAUUCUGAUCAUCUCUAUCUCUCUCUCUCUCUCCAGCCAAAUGGUAAUCAAAACCAAAUCUAGACAAGCUACAUAACAAACAAGCUUCAUGGAACUUCUCUGUAGAAUAUAGACAAGCUUUAGGCGGAUUGAAACCUACCAACAACCGAUUUCAAUAACACAACCUCCGCUCCCGGCCCUCUCACCCUAAAGUUCCCUAAGCCUAUGUGAUCUUUUCCUUGCUUUCCCAGCCAUAAACACGCAUCGUUUCCGUAUCUUCAAAUCCAGAUAAACCCAUGAAAGCUAUAAUCUGCACAAAUUCUUCCUUUAUACAUUUUUAAGUCUCUUGUCACUGCUGUUGUAGUUCCGAGUGUUAGAGGGAGUUGAAAGAUGAGAACAGGAGGAUACACCCUUCAACAAACUCUAACCGCAGACGCCGCGAGAGUGGUUAACCAAGCCGUAACCCUUGCUAGGCGUCGCGGCCAUGCCCAAGUGACUCCCCUCCAUGUGGCAAACACCUUGCUUGCAGCUUCCACUGGCCUAUUUAGAACGGCUUGCCUUCAAUCCCACUCUCACCCCCUCCAGUGCAAAGCCCUAGAGCUCUGCUUCAACGUUGCGCUUAACCGCCUCCCAGCCUCCAAUGCUAGCCCCAUGCUGGGCGCUCACUCCCAACAUCCUUCCAUCUCUAACGCCUUGGUUGCCGCCUUUAAACGAGCUCAGGCUCACCAGCGACGUGGGUCCAUUGAAAGCCAGCAGCAACCCCUCUUAGCAGUAAAAAUAGAAUUAGAGCAACUCAUAAUAUCCAUCUUAGAUGAUCCUAGUGUUAGUAGAGUCAUGAGAGAGGCUGGUUUCUCUAGUACCCAGGUGAAAAGCAAUGUAGAACAAGCUGUGUCGCUAGAAAUAUGUUCUCAGACUCCUUCCCUAAGUAGCAAGUCUAAGAAUAGCAAUCAAUUAGACCUCCGCCAGUCUCAACCUAUUGGUCAAAGUGGAACAAAAGUAGACAAACCAGUGGCAUCUGAUCCAAUUAGGAAUGACGACGUUAGAAGUGUCAUAGACAAUAUGAUGAACAAAAGAAGGAGAAGUACAGUGAUUGUAGGAGAGUGUCUUGCAAAUCUUGAGAACACAGUUAGAGGAGUGAUGGACAAGGUUGACAAGGGAGACGUUCCUGAAGUCUUGAGAGAGGUAAAAUUUAUACCCGUUACUCUAUCCUCUUUUGGGGAUCUUUCUAGAUUAGAUGUGGAACAGAAACUUGGAGAGCUUAAGAAUCUUGUGAAGAGCUGUUUGAGCAAAGGAGUUGUUUUGUUUGUGGGAGACCUUAAUUGGGCUACUGAUUAUAGGGCAACUUCGAGAGAGCAAGGGAGGGGUUAUUACUGUCCGGUGGAGCACAUGAUCAUGGAGCUUGGAAAAUUGGUUUGUGGGAAUAUUGGAGAGACUGGGAGGUUCUGGCUCAUGGGAAUUGCCACUUUCCAAACUUACAUGAGAUGUAAAUCAUCAGGUCAUCCAUCACUGGAGACUGUUUGGGAUCUUCAUCCUCUUACAAUCCCUGCAGGCAGCUUGCGCUUGAGUCUCAUCACUGACAGUGACCUACAAAGUCAGUCCACGAGCAAAAAAGCUGAAAAAGAAAAUAGCUGGCUACUGCUUGAAGGGGACGAGGAGCAGCAGCAGCUUGCCUGCUGCACAGAUUGCUCAGCAAAGUUUGACAUGGAAGCUCGAAGCUUGCAAAGCAGCACUUGUAACAGCGUCUCCACUACUUCAAGCCUUCCUGCAUGGCUCCAACAGUAUAAAAAUGAGAAAAAUGGACUUGGCUCUAAUGAUCAGAACUGUGUCCCAGUCAGAGACCUUUGCAAAAAGUGGAACUCAAUUUGCAGUUCAAUCCACAAUCAAACCUAUUCUUCUGCGAAGACCCUCACAUUCUCCUCCCUAUCUCCUUCUUCAUCCACUUCAGGUUUUUCACAUGACCAGACGUACCCUAAUUACUUGAACCAGAUCCACCAUGAGUGGCCGGUGGCUGAACCCAAGCAGUCUUGGAGGCAUCAUCAUUACUGGGUUUCUGAAAAUUAUAACAUGAGCGUUGAUCAACCAAGAUUGAGAAUGUACAUCCCUGAGAAAAAGGAUACUCAGGAACCAUCAAAUCAGAAUUCAGCCCCUAAUUCGCCUUCUUCCAGUGAUCUCAUGGAGACGGAGUACACCAACAGGUUCAAGGUACUUAAUGUAGAAAACCUAAACAUCCUAUGCAGCGCAUUGGAGAAAAAGGUUCCAUGGCAGAAAGAUAUCAUCCCCGAAAUUGCAAACACAAUUUUACAGUGCAGGUCCGGCUUGGUAAGAAGAAAAGGGGAGGUGAGAAACAAUGAGGCCAAAGAGGAAACGUGGUUGUUCUUUCAAGGUGUAGAUGUGGAAGCAAAAGAAAAGAUUGCUAGGGAAUUGGCUAAGCUUGUUUUUGGCUCUCAGAGCAGCCUCAUUUCAAUUUCCCUGAGCACAUUUUCAUCCACAAGAGCAGAUUCGACCGAGGAUUGCAAAAAUAAAAGAUCCAGAGAAGAACAAAGUUGCAGUUAUAUUGAAAGGUUCGCCGAGGCAGUGUCCACUAAUCCCCAUAGGGUUUUUCUAGUCGAAGACGUGGAGCAAGCCGACUAUCGCUCUCAAAUGGGUUUUAAGAGAGCUAUCGAAAGAGGAAGAAUUACCACUUCUGAUUGUGAAGAAGUUGGCCUUAGUGAUGCUAUCAUCAUUUUGAGUUGUGAAAGCUUCAGCUCAAGAUCCAGAGCCUGCUCCCCCCCUACUAGGCAAAAAUCAGAAGGGUGUGAAGAGAAGGGUACUGCUGCAAUAGUACUGGAGGAGACAAGCCCUUGUUUCUCUCUGGAUUUGAACAUUUCCUUUGAUGACGAUAACGCUGUUGAUCAGUCGAUCGAUGACAUUGGGCUCCUUGAUACUGUUGAUAAACUAAUUAUUUUCAAGAUUCAGGAAUUGUGAAAAGAAGAAAAGAAGGAAAAGGAAAACCUCUGGAAGAACAUUUAUGUUAGGUGGCCAGUUUCUUCUUCUAGCUAUUUUCAUUCUUUUUGUUUUUUGGGUUAUAUCUCAGUUUAACGUGUUUUAUUAGAUCAUUCUCAGUGAUUAUUUCCGACUGUCGAAAAUUAUGUAAAACUCCAUGUAUAUUAAUCCGUGCAUUUACUUCUA